Molecule: messenger RNA, 3730 nt
Organism: Drosophila yakuba
Lineage: Eukaryota; Metazoa; Arthropoda; Insecta; Diptera; Drosophilidae
Gene: armi
Product: probable RNA helicase armi
Exons: 6
Coding region: 1-3540 (1179 amino acids)
Molecular function (GO): helicase activity
Source: RefSeq, a predicted model, not a curated record
AUGUUCACAUACGUUCGCAAGUUUUUUACCAACCCGGAUCGUGACCGGGAGGAUAUCUUGGAAUGCUUGGAUCGGGAGAAUCGCUUUCUAGAUCAAAAACUAAUGGAGGAGAAGGUGGAUCAUCAGCUUAAGGCAAAUCCAUACAAAAUGGAUGCGGUUUUAGGCAACAAGAUCGGUCAGCUUACGCAGGGACUUUCGGAAAUGGACAUCAAUAAGGAGGGUUCCUGCACCGCCAGAAAGGGAGUGAUUACCAGUCUAGCCAGCGAUGGUGGAGUCAUCGACAAGGACGUUUUAUUCGAAAGCAAGGUAGCGGGGAAUAUCUUUUUGGAGCUACACGUCGGAUGUGUAGUGGAAUAUUUGACUUUUACGACGGGGGAAACUUUGCGAGUGGUCAAGGUGACGCGUAUCCUUGAACACUGCUGGGAGGAUACAAACCAAAAUCAGAUUGAACAAGCUUUGGAUAACCUAAAAAACGAAAAGCCCACCUACUUUAACACCGAAACAAGGAGCGUUUUGGGUCUGAUUAGCCAGCGUCUGGCAUCUUCCAUAGACGUGGAAACGGAAUACGGACAACUUACGGUCGAGCUAGACAAUAUCGAGAUGAACUUCAUCCCAACGACAGGAGAUCGAGUGCGUCUAGAGUGCAACAUUCAGCUGGAUGAUGGUUUUGUGGACAAGCAGGGAGAAAUACUGCAGGUGACCAAGAUGUACCCCACGCGCAUUGAAGAUGGCGAAAAGUGCAUUGUGGAGCGCGUAUACACGGAUCUAGCUGUGCUGGGUCCGGAAACCUACGUUUUAAAGGCGGACGUGCCCACCGGCACAGAUCUUCAUCUGGGCGACUUUGUGCUCGCCGAUCUCAUCGAGUGCCAGUAUUCAAAAUUUACGAGACGCGCUAUUAAGAUUACUCCGCUGGAGAAGAAUUUUGGGGCAACCAAAGUUAUUCAACAGGGAAGUUUGGCAUCUUCCAGCAGUGCACAAGCAGUGACGGUGACUGGUGUAAAUCGCUUUAUCACCACAGAACUCUGGCAGAAACAGAAUGUGUCGCUAAAGCUGACCAACAACCUGAGUCGCACUUUGCGCCUGGAGAGCAUUUCCGUCUGCAAUGACAGUGAGUCCCAAUUGAGCGUGGUGACGCCUCUUGAAUCCAUGGACAUAGGCAGCGGCUGCGAAAUAACGAUGACUUUUGAGAUCCACACGCAGUUUUUGGGUGAAGCAAUCGAAAAUUUCGAGCUGAAUUUCGAUCGAUUUAAGGUGAGGCGCGUCUUCACAGUGAUCGUGUGCAAAACCAAGGAGGAAGCCGCUGAAGCUGAGAAACGUAUGAUAGCAGCUGAAGCUCUGAUGGCUCCGGGACGUAACAUCCACCAGAGGUCCCGAUUCUACGCCAACCAAGUUUGGGGCAACAAGGUGGAUGUGAUCCCAGGACAACACAUUGUUACCAAGCGCAGAUUUGUGGCCUUGCGUUUGGGUUUCUUUGAGGUGCCCGAGAAGUUGCGUCAAAUUUAUUUGACCAUUGAACGGCGACAAGAAAUGUUCGAUGCCAUCGAGCAGCACCAUCCAUGCCUCACGGAACCUCUUAGCGUUAAUAACUAUAUGCAGCGUUUCAGCUUGCUCCUGCACCUCGAGGAGAUCGAGUGCUUCGUAAACUUCCGCAACUACGACAGGGACCGAGCACAUUUUCUGCGUGACGGAGAGUUCCUUGCGCUGCAGAUCGAGAAUCUAGCCGAGCGUCGUCCCUCGCUGGUCGUGGGCGAUACUGUGCGAGCCAUUAACCCCUGGGCGGAUCCUGAUUCCCGGAGCAACAAGUCCUACGAGGGCAUUAUCCAUAAGGUGCUCUUCAAUCGGGUACUACUCAAAUUUCACGCCAGUUUCCAGGAGAAAUAUAAUGGCGAGGAUUAUCGACUAGAGUUCUACUUCUCGCGCUACACAUAUCGCAAGCAGCACCAUGCCAUUUCCACAAUUGUAAGAGUAAUGGGCGAGAAUUUCCUGUUUCCCAGUAAGGUAACCAAGCGCGAGAAUCCCCAGCUGGAUGUCCAUAUGAAGGGUGAUGACAUGUACCUGUAUGAUUCGAAAUUACCGUGGUAUAACCAGUCGCUCAAUUCUAUCCAAAAACGAGCUGUUUUCAAUAUCCUGCGCGGUGAGGCGGAGGAUAUUCCUUAUGUAAUCUUUGGGCCCCCAGGCACUGGAAAAACAGUGACCCUGGUGGAGACAUUACUCCAGUUGGUUAGGAAUCUGCCUGGUGCCCGAAUCUUGGUGGGAACACCAUCAAACAGCUCAGCGGAUUUGGUGACAAAGAGACUCAUCGAUAGUAAAGCUCUGCUUCAGGGGGAUUUUAUUCGCCUCGUGUCACAAAAUCAAGUGGAGAGAGACUUGAUUCCGCCAGAACUGAUGAGCUACUGCGCCACAACUGAUGUCGGGGCUGUGGGCACCUGCGAGGACAAAAUGGUGGUCACCGAAUCGGGAUUGAAGCUUCGCUGCCAAGCAAAGUUUAUGGGUACUCAUCGAAUUACCAUCUCCACGUGCACAACUUUGGGGAACUUUUUACAAAUGGGUUUUCCACCGGGUCAUUUUACUCACGUACUUUUCGAUGAAGCUGGUCAAUCCACUGAACCAGAAACAAUGAUACCCACUGUAAUGCUAACGAAGAAACGGUGUCAAGUUAUUUUGUCAGGUGAUCCUCGCCAACUGCAGCCUAUUAUCACCAAUCGUUUUGCCGCGGAAAGAGGUUUUUCCAUAUCCUUCCUGGAGAGAUUGCUAGAACGCUCGCCAUAUCGAAGGGAUCUUCAGAGAUAUCCCGAAAGCUCAGGCUACAAUCCAGCUGUGCUGACCAAAUUAUUGUACAAUUACCGAGCAUUACCGUCGAUUAUGAACAUUUAUAGCAAGCUUUUCUACGAUGACGAACUGAUCCCAGUGGUUUCCGAAAAGGAUUCAAGGGAGUCCCGCUUGCUAAGUACACUGCGGUGUGUGUUUGAGCCCGAAAAAGAUAUGCCACUAGCGCACGGCACUUUCUUUUAUGGAAUCACAGGAGAAAACAGGCAGGAGAACGACUCUCCUUCUUGGUACAAUCCCCAAGAGGUCAAGGAAGUGUUCCUGAUGACCAUCGCUCUGUACCGUGCCAAUGUGACUGCAGACCAGAUCGGUAUACUCACGCCCUAUAUGAAGCAGGUGAAGAUGUUGCGGAAUAUGUUCAUUGGCACCGAUGUGGUCAUGCCGAAGAUUGGUUCCGUCGAGGAGUUUCAGGGACAGGAACGAGACAUAAUGCUCAUCUCUACGGUGCGUUCGUCAGAAUCGAUUCUGCGCAUGGAUGCCCGGUUAUCCUUGGGUUUCGUGCGUUGCAGCAAGCGAAUGAACGUGGCCAUUUCCCGAGCUCGGGCCAUGAUGAUCAUCUUUGGGAAUCCCCAUCUUUUAGCCGUUGACGAAUGCUGGCGCCAGCUCAUCCUGUUCUGUGCCAACAAUAACGCUUAUUUUGGAUGUGACCUGCCUCAAUCGGUGGUGAAUCAGGAAGAUGAGGACCCUGUUCGCUUGGAAACAUUCGUGCCUUAACUUAACUACCAAAAAUAGCACCCUGUAUGUUAACUGUGCAAAAAGUAUUAUUUGCAUGUAAGAAGCAACUACAGACUACAGGUUAACUAAUCCAAAUAUGUUGGUUUGAACUAAGAAUAUAUGACAGUUUAUUUGGUUUCAAAUGUUAGGAAACCACUUGUUAUUGACUAAAUAAAAGGCUUAAAACUAA